AUGUCUACUGAAGAAUCAAUUUUGCCAAUGAGUACCUAUAAAGAGAAUCCUUCAAACCAGUCAAAUAUGAAUUCAAAAACUGAUGAAGUACAAGUUAAUUCCACAAAUCUAACACAAACUUCACAAACUACCAUUACUCCAGUAACUGCAUCCAACUUUACAACUUCCUCCUCCACUAAUAUUAUUGCUCAACCUACCUUACAGACACAGUCAAAACCCGUAGCUGUUCCUUCGAUCCAACAAAGCGUUCAGCCUAAUAUUAUUCCAGUGCAACUUCCUACUGUUUCUCAACAAAAAUCGGAUCCAGUUACGAUUCAUCCUGCUCCUUUACCAAUCCAACCAGCGCCACUUACUCCCCAACAUGUCAUGCAACAGUCUCCACAGUCUCAACAACAUACUCCUUUGAGGUCUCAUACAUUGUCUGCUACAACAACACCCCAAACAACACCAGGUGGGAAACCACCUGUAGGUAGCGAAGAGUGGCAUCGACAACGUCGCGAAAAUCACAAAGAGGUUGAACGUCGUCGUCGUGACACAAUCAACGCCGGAAUUAACGAAUUGGCAAAAAUUGUGCCUGGAUGUGAAAAAAAUAAAGGUAGCAUUCUUAAUCGAGCAGUUCAAUAUAUUCAACAACUUAAGGAAAACGAAGCUGCUAAUAUCGAAAAAUGGACGUUGGAGAAACUGUUGACUGAUCAAGCCAUUCAGGACUUACAAACGCAGGUGGAUAUGCUCAAGAACGAAAACAGUCGACUUAGAGCGGAACUUGAAGAUUUACAAGGACCGGCGAAGAAAAAACAACGAAAUGAAUGA
Diversispora eburnea is the source of this 810-nucleotide messenger RNA. Lineage: Eukaryota; Fungi; Glomeromycota; Glomeromycetes; Diversisporales; Diversisporaceae. The record is from the annotation of a GenBank genome assembly.